AGCAAUGCCUCAGUCAUGGUACAUGGGAUUAGUGUUAUGAUUUCUGUGACAUUAUUAUCAUUUGUCCGAGACGGGGAUGGUGAUGUCUCCGACGCUAUAGAUUCCGAUGAAGACAGUGCGCUGAAAGACGCAUUACUAUUGGUGGACAUCCUGAAAUCAGCAUACGUCAAAGUUUUAAAAGAAAAUGGAGAUCUUCGUGCGGGCUCUGAUACUACUGCAGAAUUAUCGACGUGUCCUACAACUAUAGCGACAAACACUACACCGAUAAGAAAUGUGUCAACAAUCCGUGUUCCACUCACUCAACCGAUAUCGUCGCCAGCAACAUGGGACGCCGUUAGCGACAAAAAUUCAUACAACUGGUCGCCACCACCUUUCUACCGUUCGAAUCCAAGGAACUAUAGAAGAUAUCCUCCGAUGUACUACAGACGCUACAUAAACAUGAACAGGCCAUUGGAUUAUUACUACUACGAUUUAGACAAGUUUCGACGGUUCAACUAUGAAGACGCAUUUGGAGCCCAUCCAAAUGAAACAGCUACUAAGGAUGUUGGGGCACAUAAGAAAACUACAUCAUCUAUUGGGACGACAUUUACUACAAUGGAAGCAAAAAUUACUAUGCCGACAUCGAUCCAGCCAAAAAUCCAAAGGAGUUUCAAGUCAGACGAAAUCAAUUUCACUAGGUAAACCCAAAAAAGUUUCUCAAAGUUCAGGAGAAGAAAACCAGAAAUUAAAAUUGAUGUUGCCGAGUCCUAAUGAAGACAUUACCACAGCAGAUCCUGUAAUAUCUCAAGUAGCGUCAGAACUUAUUAAUGAAUUUGGUUCUGGCCGUUCUAGCUUUCGACCAAAACAUUUGGAAAUUAUUAAAUUACCUAAUAGAAUUGCAAAACCAGGAGUGAAAGACGGUUGGUGGCAUCUUAAUCCUCCGAAAACAACUCUUCGAAUUCAUUUAAGCCGCAGCACAAAAUUUCCUAUCCCAUAUCCUGAUAACCAUGCAUUUUGUUACACUAAUCCAAAGAAUGCCCUUUGUCGCACAUUGAUAAAAUAACUUAACGGUAGAUCUAUGGAUAAAAUGUAUGUUGACCCACUUUGCUAUGAGACAGCGUAGGCCCUCUUCAAGAAACUUGUCAAAUAACAACGUAAUAAUAAAAGUUUUAACUGCAUCCUGAUAAAAUUUACUUCAUGUUUAUGCGAUUUUUUGACACAAA
This is a messenger RNA of Manduca sexta (tobacco hornworm), 1202 nucleotides long. RefSeq lists its product as uncharacterized. The record is from RefSeq and is a predicted model, not a curated record. Lineage: Eukaryota; Metazoa; Arthropoda; Insecta; Lepidoptera; Sphingidae. The coding region runs from base 16 to 681 and encodes 221 amino acids. The transcript is spliced from 7 exons.